UAACACUCUGCAGAGGUCCACCGUGCCUCAGUGUGCCCUGGAAUCUACCCACGCUACACACACCACCGCUACACAAACGCAGGAGCCUACGCAGACACACACACACACAGACAGAUUUACUCAUCAUGGAUGUCAAAAUUCUGGCAGUGCUCACGCUUCUGACGGUGGCUCUGCACUUACCCAGCUCUGCCGCCAAGCCCAUCAGCCUGGUGGAGCGCUGUUGGUGCCGUUCCACGCUCAACACCGUGCCCAAGAGCAGCAUCCGCGAGAUCAAGUUCCUCCACACGCCCAACUGCCCCUUCCAAGUCAUUGCCAAGCUCAAGAACAGCGACCGGGAGGUCUGCAUAAACCCCAAGACCAAAUGGCUCCAGCAGUAUCUGAGGAAUGCCAUUAACAAGUAAGGAGAAAAGUCCUUCCCAUUUGGACAAGAUCAAGAAGUCGAGGAAACGUUCAAAUUAAAGCGUCUGCCACAGGACUAAAGAAAAUGGAAUACACGCACUCCUCUCCUUCUCUCUGGAUCGCUUGCACAAACAGCACUUCACCCUCGCCAGAUUCACUCUGCAAGCAAGUCACCUAUCUCUUCGUGUAUAUUAGCAAUGGAGAGUAAUCACACAUGUUUAAAUACUGAUGUAAUAAUCUGAGUGAAUGUGGGCGUUUUGUAUGUUUUAAGAGAAGUAUGAAUGUGAGUGAGUGAGUGAGUCAGCGAGCGAAUGAGUUGAUGCGUGCGUGCUAAAGAGAUAUAAUGCAUUAAAAAUAAUGUAAAUCGCAGUACAAUUAAGAAGACGAUGUUGACUCAUGUCGAGUAUUGAGGGCGAUGUGAAAUUACCUAUAGGCUUAAGCUGCUCAAGAUUGAUGGUGAGAGGGAGUUGGCGGCGAGGAAGUUGUACUUCGGCACCAGUUGUUUCCGCUGCGUGUGUGCGCAGAAAAAAGGGGAGGACAACCCUGAUUUCGUCGUGUCGUAUCCCCGAACGUGUUAUGGCCCCUAAAGCGGGCUAGAUUACUGUUAAAAUAGAAAAUAACCUAUGAUAUCGUGUAGAUUUAGUCAACUGACCUCAGCAAAAUCCCUACAAGCCAACUGGCUUCUGUUUGCUACUUAAUAAACAAUUUAAGGUUUAGCAGGGUUUGUCCUAAAAGCGCUGGGCCUAAGGCACGUGCAGAAUGAAAUGGACUUCCCUCUCCCUAACUUUCGCCACAUGCUUCAGUGUUUCUACAAGACAAAGUUACACAGGCAUGUAAAGAGACCCACCGACUGUCAAACUAUGAUUGUGAUGAGGCGAGGAUAGGACGUUGAUAUGAAAUUGUCAGAUGAAUGUUCACUUACAGCGCUGUAGUAGCUGGAAGACGAGGCUCCAAUCCUCACUGCCGGAGAAGAACAUGUAGGGUUCUGGUCUUGAUGUUCUUGUUGCCCUGUCCUCAUCUUGAGUCGCUUAAGUGCCUGAGCAGUCAAUACUCACUUUUCCUAUAUCUGAAUAAGAACUUUUACAAUUAUAGCACAUUAUGAAGGCAUUUUAGACAUUUCCGUUUCACAGUAUUAUUACAUUUCAAGCUAUUUCUGUCAGUUACUUUGGGCAAAAUAUUAUAUUGUAUGAAAAUACUAUUUUCCAUCAAGGUUCAGGUUAGCUGAAUUGGAAAACAGGCUUUUCUCUGUAGGCCUACCUUCUUUUUUAAAACCAGACUUCUACAUGGAAACUGUAGAAAUUGUGUAGGCACACAAAAGUCGGUUGCCAGGCUUUACUGAUUUCUCUAGCAAGGGGUAAAUCCACUUCAGCUAGUGAUGCUUUAUGGAUAUGUAGAAGGGGGCUGAAAACCUGAAAACUCAAAGCAGGCCCAACAUGCUGGAUGAAUUCUGGGCAAACAGUUCCAUGCUAGUAGUUAUGGUUGAAUUAGAUGAUAAUUCCAUUGAAGCCCUGGCCAUUUCACAAGGCACAGCUACAGUGCUCCCCCACCCCCUCCCCCUUCCUCCCACUCCCUUUGGAUUCCAGAGUUAAAAUAUGAUGUGUGGAUACAAUACCUCCGAGCAAAAUCAGGGAACAAUAUUGUUUAAGACAUACGUUCAACAUCUGCUUCUAAUCAAGCCACUCCAAUAAGCACUUGACUGAUGUGUGUUUCUAUUGUACUUCUCAGUUGCUGUGUGUGUGUGUGUUUUGGCUUUUGUGUUAUUCUUCAUUGUAAAAACUGAAGUCCCAUUAAAAGAGCCGGCGUUCAGGAGACGGCCAGGCCAGAGCCAGAGCACCCAAGGUGCAGCCCUCACCCCUUAUGCUCCUAUAAAGAGGGGGAUUUGGGUGAGGGUUGAGGAGGCUGUGUUCAUGUAAUGUGAACUCACAUUUUUUUCAAUGCAGACUUUAAGACAAGAAAAUAAUUGACACAACCUGAGGCAUCAAUUAGCCUGGGUGCCAUUUUCUAUUCGCGGUUGUAUCCAGGAUAAUCUGAGGUCCGUUCUGAGGUGGUUUGACCAAUUGAGCUGGCAGUUAAAAAUGACAAAAGAAUGGAAAUGCCAUUUUAAGUGCCUUUCUGCCUGUUCCUUGUGUGUCACGGUAGUUUUGGCAAAUUAAAUAAUGGAAAAGAGUAUUUGGCUUUUGUAACUAAUGGAAGAAUUUGCAGGAUCUAUAGGUUUUGACAAUGUAUGAAUUGUUCAUCAAGUAGGUUCCAGCACACAGUACAUUCCACUAAUUGUGUAUAAAAUUGAAUAAAGCAGAAUGUCAUCAUGGACUAAACAUGUAUUUGUUGACUUUUAUAUUCAUUUGGGUGCUAUUCUCCCCAAACAAUGUGAAGAAUGUUGUUCUUCUCUGUGAGGCAGCUUACUGUAUACUGUGUACAUGUGUUUUUUAUUGUUUAUCGUUUCCGGCCUCUGUACUUUUACAUGUUACCAGAAAUGCAUUUUCAUACGUUUUGAAAUCACUCCCUUUUUUCAAUAAACUCAUAAAUUGACAUAUAAA
Molecule: messenger RNA, 2936 nt
Organism: Alosa alosa (allis shad)
Lineage: Eukaryota; Metazoa; Chordata; Actinopteri; Clupeiformes; Clupeidae
Gene: cxcl12b
Product: chemokine (C-X-C motif) ligand 12b (stromal cell-derived factor 1)
Exons: 4
Coding region: 126-401 (91 amino acids)
Biological process (GO): chemokine-mediated signaling pathway; chemotaxis; defense response
Cellular component (GO): extracellular region
Molecular function (GO): chemokine activity; chemoattractant activity
Source: RefSeq, a predicted model, not a curated record